AUGCCCAUGUGCCCCAAGGACACAGCCCAGACCCUGUGCACGCCUGCCACAGACACCACUGGGACCCGUGCACCUGCAGUUGACACCUACAGGACCAGCUCUGUGGAGGAAGGCAAUGGCCAGGAAGACAACUGGCAGAACCUGUACAAAACGGAGGCAGAUAACCAGACUGAUCUCAGAACAGCUAACCAGGAUGACCUAAGAGUAUCUGGCCAGUCUGAACCCAACGUAUUUGGCCAAGCAGACCACAAAGUGUCCAAAUACAAUAGACCAUCCGGCCAUGCUGAGAGCGCUUCUAAACAGACUGACCGCACAUCGUCUGUCUCAUCUGAACGAAGAGCCUCUGAACAGACUGGCCACAGAAAGUCUGGCCAAUAUGAUCGAAGAAGUUCUGAACCGAUUGACCAUAUGAAGUCUGGCCAAGAUGACCGAAGGGUUUCUGCACCGAUUCAACCCAGAGAGUCUGGCCAAGAUGACCAAGCGGCUUAUGACCUGAUUGACAGCAGAAAGUCUGGUCUGGUUGAACAAAAAACUUAUCAACUGGGUGAACAUAGAUUGUCUGACCCAAUUAGCUACAAAUCAUCUGUAAAGACUCACCACAAAGCACCUGACCAAAUUACUGAACUAGCUGAAGACCAGGCAGCUGAAGACCAAGCUGGUGGCAGCAUUCAUCAACACCCUAGAGUUAUCAUGCCUCUCUAUCGUGAGUAUGAAAAGGUGGAAGAUGAAGAUGAAGACAUAGAUGACGACCAGCCUGACCUUGGAGAAAGUGAUGAGUAUGAUGACAAAAUACAUACCAGCAAGAAGGGCAAAGAAGUUGACUAUACAUUAGAUUCUAAACAAAAAGAUUUCAGAGAUUCCAAGGUUUCAGAUAUAAAUAAAUAUAAAAAUGAUGAAUUUAUGAAAGCAUUCAACGCAUUUGAUACCAAGGUCACCGGUAAUUUACAACCACAAAACCACAACUUUUCCCCAAGAUUCCCCUCCAUCUCAUCUAAAGUGAACUAUACCAUCGGUCAAGAAAAUGGUCAAAUCAUAGUAACCAAGCCUGAUAAUACUUCAGGAUACCAAGAAGGAAGGAGUUCUAUUCAAUACCAAAAGAAGCGAUUUCCUUCUCUCGUAUAUCAAGAUCCGUAUCAAAUUUCACUACAAUACAUGGAGAAACACCACAUUCUGCAAAUAUUCCAGCAGAUCACUGAAAACUUAGUUUAUGAAAAGCCAGAGGACCCCCUGAGUUUUAUGCUGAGCCAGACUCCGGGCUAA
Myotis myotis is the source of this 1260-nucleotide messenger RNA. RefSeq names its product testis expressed 55 (gene TEX55). NCBI's taxonomy places the organism in Eukaryota, Metazoa, Chordata, Mammalia, Chiroptera, Vespertilionidae. Gene Ontology annotation, cellular component: nucleus. Bases 1 to 1260 code for a protein of 419 amino acids. The record is from RefSeq and is a predicted model, not a curated record. The transcript is spliced from 6 exons.